UCAAGUGGUAGAACUUUCAUUAUACAUGCUUUGUGUUAGUGUCAUUUGCGUUUAAAAUGACAGAGAAAAAAAAAUAAACCUUAGCUUUUAUUGGCGCUGUGAAGCAAGUGAAAAAUAGCGACAUAUUUCAGCUUCAAACAGACGGACAUCCAUAAUAUACAAUUUUUUUUAAAUUUUUGUUACACAAUUUUUAUAACGUAAUUUAUACAAGUGACGCUAUUUUGAUAAAAUGGCAGCUAUGAAAGUACUGUGUCUUACCGCCUUUGUCUUGACAGCUACCAUUGGAUUAAUUUCUGGAGACUGCAGUUCUGGAUUUCAACAAUGCCAGGAGAGUUUAAUGCAAAGUAUGCUAUCCGUCACAAACAAAGAUGAGAUUUGCAGUGGCAUUGAGACCUUUAUCGCCUGUGUAUUUGAACAAGGCUGUCGCAUAACGCCUGACCAUGAGGCUGAUCUCAUCUACAAAUUAAAUAAUGUGUUUGUUAAGCACAACCUUCGGUGCUCUUUUACAGCGUCAGACCUCAUUAAUAAGUACAAAAAUGGCGCAACUAGCAGGAAAAAUGGCUCAACUUGCAGCAGUGUACUACCCUCAGCUUUGAUGCUGACUGUCCUCUUCUUUGUGUCUCUGAAGAUGAGAAUGUUUUAAAUGACACGCAGACUCUUGUACAUUGUGUUUAUGUCAUAAUAUAUGUGUUAUCGUUUAAUCCGUUCGAUAACUAAAAUCCCUCCACACACGCAUGCACGCACACACACAGAUACACACAAAUACCAGUGGCGGACCUGGAAAAAAAAUAUAAUAUACAUAUAUUAACCA
Molecule: messenger RNA, 811 nt
Organism: Physella acuta
Lineage: Eukaryota; Metazoa; Mollusca; Gastropoda; Physidae
Source: RefSeq, a predicted model, not a curated record